Heterobilharzia americana is the source of this 981-nucleotide messenger RNA. The record is from the annotation of a GenBank genome assembly. NCBI's taxonomy places the organism in Eukaryota, Metazoa, Platyhelminthes, Trematoda, Strigeidida, Schistosomatidae.
AUGCUAUUAACGGAUACAUUUUCAGCUGCACAAGAAAAUUUAAUCAAAAAUUAUGGUACAUCAGGUUUAUGGUUUGCACAUACAACAGAUUAUUAUGAAACACAGCCUAAACCACGUGUACGACUUGAUGCAAUUGAAAUAGCUAAUCGUCAUAGAAAAUGUUUAACAACAGCUGAAAUUAGUGGAUUUGUUAGUAAUAGGACAAUAAAUGAAAAUAACUUUUCAAAUGAUGAGAUAAAUACAAAUCAAAAACAACAGUUGAGAUUAAGAACAUUAGAAGCACAAUGUAUAGCAGAAAAAUCAAAAUCACAAAGUGAUCAUUGGUAUGAUUUUGCUGAGAAUUUGAACUACAAACCUGUCAUAAAACCACCAAGAAUAGGAGCUGGAGAAAUUGGUAAGGCUAUGACACAAGAAUCUGAUUGGUUUCAACAUAAAUCAUUUGAUCAAUCGAAUGCUGAAGUGAACGGUCAUCAGAAAAAGUCAUCCACAUCAUCCAGUUAUAAUCGACGUAAUGAAGAGAAUAAUUGGUUUGCCCAUCCUCAGGUAACAGACCAGUUAGCUGAAACUUCACUAGUACGUCCAAGGGUAAAGUAUGAGGGCAUAGAAUACUCAAUGAAGAAUCGAGGUUUGGAUGAUUUACUAAACAUGAAAAUGCCUCCUGUUGAACUACAAAAAUCUGUUCUCUAUGGUUGUCCAACUGAAGAAGCUCAAAAUAAUGCACUAUGGUCAAAAACUGGAACUCAUAUGGCCUUGUGCUUGGGAAAACAACCAACAACUCAGGACUCACAAAUAUUAGAUACAGAUGAUGGUUCUCUUGUUCGGCCAAGAUCUGCAGCUGUUCGUGGAUCUGAUGCUGAAAAAUGGAGACAACUUGGUAGAAAUGGAUACAUGGGAGGUUCUAUGUUUCUAGGAACCAAACAAGGUAGUUUCUCGAACUCACAUAAUUCACUUCAAGGCCAUAGCUCAAAUACAAAACUCUAG